Messenger RNA from Microthlaspi erraticum, 1152 nucleotides. NCBI's taxonomy places the organism in Eukaryota, Viridiplantae, Streptophyta, Magnoliopsida, Brassicales, Brassicaceae. The record is from the annotation of a GenBank genome assembly.
AUGAAACGUUUGAAGCAGCAGCUCAACUCAGAUCAUAUACCAGUUGAUCUACUUAUAGAUAUACUCUCUCUACUCCCUAGAAAGUCUAUAGAUAGGUUUCGUUGCGUAUGGAAAUUCUGGGGUAACAUACUCCGUCGUCCUGAUUUCACAGAGCUGUUUCUGACCAAGUCGUCCACUCGUCCACGGAUCCUUUUCACCUUCAAAGUUGAAGGCAAGUUAUUUUUCUACUCUUCACCUCAGCCUGAAAAUCCAGAUGAUAACUCUACUCUUGUUGCCACACGUUAUCAUACGUCUUUUCCCGAAUAUGUUCCAUCAUAUAGGUGUUCUACGGUCUGUGGAUUGGUCCUGUUUUACAAAGCCGGGAAAAGAAAAGUGAGUGUGAUUUGUAACCCUGUCACGGGAGAGUUCCUUACCUUACCCAAAGUGCUUAUAAAAAACAAAACAUUACCUGAAGCCAAAGCUAUUUCACGAGUCUGUCUUGGCUAUGAUCGGAUCAGCAAACAGUUCAAAGUGUUGUGUGUGAUCUCGUCAGGUUGUGAAAGACCCAAUACUCUCCAGGUUUUGACAUUGGAGUCUGGAAAACUUUUGUGGAGAAGGAUCCAAUGCGAGUUCCAUUUUAUGAAGAUUAGUAGUAUAAGAGGUGAAGUAUGCAUAAAUGGUGUUUUGUAUUUCGGAGCUAGGUUGGGACUAUCUUCUGUGGUAGUUUGCUUCAACGUUAUGUCUGAGAAAUUCGGCUUUAUUAACUUCGAUAAAGACAUGAAAGGAGAGGAUGAUGAUUCUUAUCUUCAUGGUCGUCUGGCUUUGUUCAACUACAAAGGUAAAUUAGGUAUACGUGAGGCAACAGAUUAUUUUGAUGAGGAACUUGUGUUGUGGGUUCUAGAAGAUGCUGGAAAUCACAAAUGGUCUAAGCAGGCCUACGAAUUGCCUCCUUUAGUCAGACAUGAACGGUUUGUUGGAAUGACUGGUACAGGUGACAUCGUGUUCAUGCCGCCGUUCCCGGGCUUCUUCCGACUAAAGAUUAACUGUCUUUACUUCUACAAUCUCAAGAGGAAAACCGUUGCAAGAGUCAAUAUUCAGGGAUUUGAAGAGUUUAAGGAUUAUAGAACUUUUGACACCUUUCUAGGCUACGUGGAGAAUCUGAAGUUUACGUAG